AUGUCCCCACCAUCACCCCAUGGGUACGACCACCACAUCCCUAGUCCAUCUCCAUCUCCAGCGCCGCCGCCUGUGCCCACUAAGACUCGGCAUGCACCCAAGCGGAAGCGUUUCAAGAGUCCUGUCCGCAAGCUGUCGCCCCUCCCAACAGUACCAAAGGUUCCUCCCCCUCGUCCUUACGAUCUUAGUAUCGAGGAAAAUGAGGCCGUUGCAAAGAAGGAACUGUAUGAACAUUUUCAUAAGGAAAAACCCCCAGUGCCAGCGCCAUACACCGAGAAGCAAAAAGCAUAUGCUCUUAAUUUUCUGAACACACCAUCGCAAUAUGACUUACACGAGAAGAAGGAUGACUAUACACGCACACUUGCGAGGGUAAUUGAGAAGAAGGAUACUGCUAAGAAGGAUAGUGCUAGCACGGGAAAAUCAUCAACUACAAGUGUAGCCGGGAAAAAAUCAAGUUCAACAAGUGCACCCCUCAAGGCCAAGCAAGCGACGACAAUAAGCACGAAAAGAAAGAAAGUUCCCCAGCUCGGAGAACAGACCAAACAAUCGAUCCCACCUCUCAAAGUGUUAGAUGUUCCCUCGGUGUACCAGGGACAUGGUGGUAUCGAUAUGGAAGAAACCCUGAAGCUAGCGGCUCAAAUGGGCUAUACUAUGGAGGAAUUGCUGGGUUCCCAAGAUGGUGCACUACCCAUUGCUGAUAUAGCUCCUAAAUUUGUCUACGGGGCCGACUUGGUCAGCAAAGAGCGGCUGCAUCAACUGCCAACGCAUAUGCGGAAGUUGCAUCAGUGGUACCUUGAUGCGUGCAAGGUGGACCAAAGAUACAUCGUGGCGAAUAUCCCAGAAGAAUAUUACUUUUGAAGGGAGGAUCUCCAUAUUGAGAUUUCCGAACUCUGGCAGUUAUUCAAUUUUGAGGCCCUCGACAAAUCUCUCAUGAGUUGCUAUUGCUUACUGAAGAUCAGUGAAUGCAGAAGUAAUAAGAUAAUCAAUAUUGGGUUUGUUGACCCAGAUAAAGUACAUCAUGACACGGUAAG
Molecule: messenger RNA, 1031 nt
Organism: Lolium perenne
Lineage: Eukaryota; Viridiplantae; Streptophyta; Magnoliopsida; Poales; Poaceae
Source: RefSeq, a predicted model, not a curated record